Coccinella septempunctata (seven-spotted ladybird) is the source of this 4038-nucleotide messenger RNA. RefSeq names its product homeobox protein onecut (gene onecut). Gene Ontology annotation, biological process: regulation of transcription by RNA polymerase II. The coding region runs from base 637 to 2310 and encodes 557 amino acids. The transcript is spliced from 4 exons. The record is from RefSeq and is a predicted model, not a curated record. Lineage: Eukaryota; Metazoa; Arthropoda; Insecta; Coleoptera; Coccinellidae. Gene Ontology annotation, cellular component: nucleus. Gene Ontology annotation, molecular function: RNA polymerase II cis-regulatory region sequence-specific DNA binding; DNA-binding transcription factor activity, RNA polymerase II-specific.
CAUAGGUGAAUUAAAUUACGAUUGCGUCGAAAUAAGGAAGCCAGUACGGAGAAACAAAAUGCAGUUGGUAUGGUAAGUUGUAAGUUUUCACCCUUAUCUAGUGUGACAAGGGUUGGCGAGGGGUGCGGAAAGCGCAGCACGAGGGUACGAAAGGCAACGCGCGCAGAACCACCUGGCCUCGUCGCGCGUUCCCCAUUCAAUUUCGUAUCGACCGGCUGCGAGUAACAAUUUCUGCACUCGAACAAAUCGAAAUUCGAGUCCGAUAUGAAAAUCGGUAAAGACACGCGGUCAGAAAUUUGCCAUCAGCGCCACUCAAUGAUGUGAUGUGACACUUCUUAUCGAUGUAGUGAGAUAAGAACUAAGGGCACUUGCCCCAAAUUAAAAAAAAAAAAAAACAUUCAAUCGGUAUCGAGUGGAACGACGAAAAGUUAUCGGAUUUUCCGACUGGUCGGAGAAGGGUAAAUGGUGAAGGCAAUAAACGGUCGCGGGAUAGAAUGGGAAAAGCGGCAUUGUGAGAAUCCGAGAAGAAAAUCGAAGUGUGUCAAUCGGAAAAUCGUCUAAUAUGAGCGCGUUAUCGGUGUUUACAUCAGGACGCGUCGUUGUCACAUCGACUUGUCCAGGUAUUCGCCGUCCAAUAUGAUGGACAAUAUCGGGAAGAUGAUUGAGCAACAAACGCUUCAAGAACAGGUCGAUUCUGGGGACGGCGUGGCGCAUGCGACGGCAUCAGGAGGCAUGGAGACGCAGGCCGUCCGCAUGAGGUUGAUAUCGCGUGCCGUCGUGGAGCGGCGUAUUGUUAAACAGGAGGACAACGAGGGUAACCUUUCCGUGAUCGUUCAGCCCCAGGAGGAGUCGAGAGACUCCGAGCUGUUAAGCCCUGGAAAGCUGUCCCCUACAUCCGUUAGUGUGUCGGGAAUUAUGGACAGUAGUGACUUCAGAACAUUACAACCGGAACCUACAUACCAAACUCUAACUUCUGUCAACGGAAGGAUGUCACCACCAGGGUAUAGCCCCAGCUCUUCUUACGCUACCCUAACGCCGCUCCAACCUCUACCUCCAAUAUCCACCAUGUCUGACAAAUUCGCCUACGGCCACGGUAACGUAUCCGGCUCCUUUACAGUGAUGCAAAACAACGGCUUAGGCAUUGGACUCGGACUUGGUGUUAAUGUGAACACGCCAUAUGCGAUGCCUUCGAUGGGGAUGACACCUCCUCAUAACUAUUCCUCGCCAGGCAUGGCGUUGCAACAAACUAGCCCCAUCAGUCCCCAAAGUGCUUAUAGUCAAAAUGGUUUACCGUCCCCACAAAAAAGUAUAUCACCCCCAAGUUACGAAUCCUAUCCCUCUCAACGGGAACUAGUUUCGCGUACCUUACAAAGCCCCCAGUUAAGUCCUCCGACUGCUUCGCUUAAUUCACCAGACGGGACUCUUGUGACUAGUUUUAGUGCUGGAACAAUCAACGGUUUAACUCUUCAGCAUCAUACUCCAACCUUAGUUCAAAUAGCACCACCUCAUAGGGAUUGUUCCCCUUCGCCUCCAGUUUUAACGCUCCAACAAGCGUCUCAACAAUCGCAACAGAACCAGCAACAACAAAAUCAACAAGUUCAACAGACACAAACAAUGCAAGUUACCGGGAAAAGUGGACAAAUAUCGAACAAUCAAUCGAUCAAUGUGCCGGCUAUCAGUGCCGAUGUCGAGGAAAUUAAUACCAAAGAAUUGGCUCAACGGAUCAGUGCCGAACUGAAAAGAUACAGCAUACCGCAGGCUAUCUUUGCCCAAAGGGUUUUGUGUAGGUCGCAGGGUACCCUUUCAGAUCUACUCAGAAACCCGAAACCUUGGUCCAAGCUGAAAUCUGGCAGGGAAACCUUCAGGAGGAUGUGGAAAUGGCUCCAAGAACCUGAAUUCCAAAGAAUGUCUGCACUCAGACUCGCAGCUGCACAGAUACCACAACGAGGGAGUUGCAAACGGAAAGAAGAUCCAGCGAGCAACCAGGAACAGUUACCUACCCCCAAGAAACCGAGAUUGGUUUUCACAGACCUCCAACGACGUACACUGCAGGCUAUUUUUAAGGAAACGAAAAGGCCUUCCAAAGAGAUGCAGGUUACAAUAGCGAGGCAGUUAGGUCUAGAGCCCACGACGGUCGGCAAUUUUUUUAUGAACGCCCGCCGAAGAUCAAUGGAUAAAUGGAAGGACGAGGACCCGAAAAAUGUAAAUAAUUUACUACAUCCCGAUCUGUCGCCAGGAAUGGGACAGGACGAUCCCGAUCAAGACGAUAUGGACAAUGAUUUAGACGAUCAAGAUGAUGAAGUGUUGUGACAUGCAUUUCGAAAUCGUCAAUUGUUGAUGCUGUGACGCUGAAAAUAGUGAUAUGGCACUGAUAGCUGUAGAAAUCUAUAGUGUUGAAAACACCCACUUGUUUGGAAUUCCCUUGAUUUUUUUUAAUCAUUUGGGCCAUUUGCGGAAAUGAGAAUGAUCGUGAAUGAAAGAUAUGAUUGAUUUUUUCAUACUUCACCAUAUCUCCACAUAUUUGUUUCCUUGGAAAUGAAACUUAAGAAGGAAAAAUUAGUCGAAACUUUUUAAGUUUUUUCCUAAGGUGUCCCCUAACAUUUCAUUUAGAUAUUUGUUAUUACGAUACAGAUAAUCAGGUAAUAUUUUCAACUGAAUUCCGAGUAUUAUCAAGUUUUCAUUCCAUGAGCCUUUGAAAGAUCUUUCAGCAUUGGUGAUUUUUGUAUUUUUGUGCCCAUCACGAUCUCGAAUAGGUUUAUUAUUCAGCCAUACAGGGUUUGCGUGAAAGAUCCUUAUAAAAACCUACCACAUAUUCAUCAGACCUAGAUGAGACGAUCUUAGUAAUCUUUAUCUUGUCGCUAAAUUGAACAAAAUGAACGAACAAAUUUUUAAAGAACUUCCUUUGUUACAAUUCGAAGCAUGAGAGUAUUAGGUAUUUAUAGAACUUUUCUUUCAAUCUAAUGAUAAACAUCAAGGUGAGGAAUGCGGCCAUUCUGAAUCAAGUUGAAAAAUUAUUCUUGUUAUGGUCUGGGGAAGAUGGGGUGUUUUUUUUGUGAUAACCAUAGUUUCAUAUGAUUUUUUACAUUCCAUUGAAAGUAUUAAUAAUAUUAACUCAUACAUUAGUUAUGUUCACAAAUUCGUUAUAGCUGAAAUUUCAUAAAAAAGUAUUUUGACAACAGCUGCUUGAAAUAUACUGCUGCAGAAGUGAUGAUGAUUUAUAAAAAUACUCAAUGAGGAUUUGCCAAUGGAUACUGAUGUCAACAUCAACAUGAUUAAAUGAAUAUUUCAGCUAUAGGUGAAUUAAUUAGAAGAGUACCUCACAUAAAUCUAGUCAGAAUAAUUUUUUAAGCUGUAAAUUAUUAUUUUUUGUUUUGAAACUCUUUGGAGAUAUAUUUAUUAUAUAUUUAUUGAAUCUUAUGAAUCAUAAGAAUAAAAUUGUUUUGCUAUUUUAUCACUUUUGUGUUAAUUUAAUUAAUUUUAUGUUACUAUUUUGAAAAUUUAAAAAUAAUAAUAAAGUAGUUGAUACCCUGUUCAAUAUAGUCAUUCGAUCUUUCUGCGCAAAAAGUAUGAAAUGUACAAAUAUUCCUAUAUUUUAUUAAAAAGUCUAAAGUCUAUAUUUUAGCACAAUAAAAUGUUUGUAAUUAGAACUAGGUUUAACUUGUACAAAUAUAAAUUUUAAUAGUCAUUUAACUGUACUUUUUGUGAGAGAAAGGUUGUCGAUAUCAAAGAAACAGACCAUAAGUCUCAUGUGUGCAUGUGAAAUUUAUAAUGAAUCAACACUUUUUUACUACAACUUAUAGGUACAGUAUUCUUUGUUUGAAAACUGACAGAUCAGAACGUUUUGAAAAACUUUCGACAAAACAAUUCAGACGUUUUCGAAAAGCUAUAGGGAUGCACUCCCCAUAGCAGGACGAGGUGGAAUUUCAGAAUCGCCCAUCUAAAAGUCACAUAUAGUUUUGGUUCUUUAUGUUUAUUGUUUUUCUGAAUUCCUUCUCCAUCUGUACCCCUUUUCUCUUUAAUAAAGUUUACCUUCUUGUA